AUGUCCGGUCACAUGGUUCCUACGCCUCAUUCAGGCCCUCUCCCUGUUCCAAGCUCUUCGUCGUUCGCACGUUCUGCGUCUGUCAGCACUCAAGGCUUCGAUCCUAGCGUCAUUCACACAUUCGACAUUCCAACAACAGAAGAAAGUGCGGAGGUCCUCGAGUUCAUCGGACUCGUGUCAGAAGUCUCUGAAGUCUCUCGUCUCGUUUAUGAACGUUACUGCAACCGUCCCGAUCCAGAAAUGAACCCUGAUGACCUGAUGGCCUAUGUUUCUGGACAUCUUUCUGCCGUUGAAAUUCCACAAUACGACAAUAUGAGCCCCAGAGAAGCGCUCAGAGAUAUCGGCUUAAAUCAACAAAUCCGAGAUGCAAUUACAGACCCAGAAUUUUCGCAAAUCUUCGAAUCCGAAUCACUGUUCUAUUGGGCAAAGGACACCGCCGAAAUCAACUAUGCUGCUCUUCUCUCGCGACAGAAACUACUCAAAUCUCAUGCGAACCAACUUCUUGCUCACAAAAAGAAAUCCGCCACCACGCGUUCAGAUUGA
Penicillium concentricum is the source of this 543-nucleotide messenger RNA. RefSeq lists its product as uncharacterized. The transcript has 3 exons. The record is from RefSeq and is a predicted model, not a curated record. Lineage: Eukaryota; Fungi; Ascomycota; Eurotiomycetes; Eurotiales; Aspergillaceae. The coding region runs from base 1 to 543 and encodes 180 amino acids.